AAGUGAUAUUAUAUCGAAUAAAACACUACUCCCUUUCAAAGAAUUCAUUUUACUUAGCCUAAUAAGACAUUUGAUGGACAUAAUCGUCCUCAAUUAUAUUAAAAAAGUCGAGAAUGAAUGUAAUAAUGUGCAACUAGGCAAGAAGUGGGUCUGUGGGCUCCAAAUCGAUGCGGAGUUAAAGCAUCUCAUGCGUAAUGGAUCUAUCUCUGGGCUUUAUAAUAGAAUAAAGUUCUUAGCAGAAUCCUCUUCGGCCGGUAAACAUAGAGAUAUGAAUAACUCUGUCGUAAAACUCACCCUUGUUGAUGAACUUCCAAAGCUAAAGAGGAGCAGACAAGUUGUUUUUUGUAGAAUCUUAUCUUUCGUCUCUAAGCGUGUAACCAAUGAAUGUAGAGAUGGUCCAAUAUUGGAUCUGCUCUGUGGCUGCAUUAUAGAUUCCGGCGUAAAGGAACUCUACUAUGAUGAUUAUUAUCUGGUGUACCGGUUGCUCAAAAUUGGAGGUAACGCAGGGAAGACAUGCCUCGUGUUGAAACUUGGAACAUAUACUUACACAAACGAAGAAUGUGAUUUCGAAAGUCUGAAGACAGAAAUGUCCUUCAUACACUACUGUCAACGUAUCAACAUGACGAAACUUGAAGAUUCAUAUAGGCUGAGUGCAUUGAUGUUCCCAAACAGGGGACUAAGAAAACACUAAUAUAUCACCUACAAAUG
Messenger RNA from Theileria equi strain WA, 708 nucleotides. RefSeq lists its product as hypothetical. The coding region runs from base 74 to 691 and encodes 205 amino acids. The record is from RefSeq and is a predicted model, not a curated record. The transcript is spliced from 3 exons. Lineage: Eukaryota; Apicomplexa; Aconoidasida; Piroplasmida; Theileriidae.